Messenger RNA from Anopheles stephensi (Asian malaria mosquito), 7501 nucleotides. It is a transcript of the gene Kdm2, whose product is annotated as jmjC domain-containing histone demethylation protein 1. Gene Ontology annotation, biological process: regulation of transcription by RNA polymerase II; protein demethylation. The transcript has 5 exons. Lineage: Eukaryota; Metazoa; Arthropoda; Insecta; Diptera; Culicidae. Bases 1662 to 5699 code for a protein of 1345 amino acids. The record is from RefSeq and is a predicted model, not a curated record. Gene Ontology annotation, molecular function: zinc ion binding; protein binding; transcription coregulator activity.
UGAACAAAGGGAAAACGUAAUUAGUUUUAUUAUUUAUCACGCGGGUAGCAGGCACACAUACGCACACACAUACACAAACCAACGCGGGCGUACGUGUGUUGCAAAAAGUGCGUGAAUGGUAGUUGUGGGUAUGGUACAUCGCCGAAAAAACAGGCAAUGGGCAGCCUGAAAAUGGCCAGCAAACGACGGCAGAAUAGUUGAAGCGCGGCGGCGUGUUCUAGAAUGGGGGGCGUGUGUGUGUUGAAACGGCGCCAGCAGAAGUAGUGAUGGUGUUGUGUGUGUCGGGCGCUUCUCCUUUUCCCUACACGGACACAAAGCCGUCCGCGCGAUGCUCAAGUGGUGUAAAAAAGUGAAUGUAUGUAGCUCUCGCUCGCUCUCGCGUACGCCCGCAAACCGUGCACGCUUUUUCCAUCCUGCAGAGGAAAUCGCGGGUUGCUGAGAAUGAGUAUAUGUGUGCGAAGCCCGAAACCCGAACGAACGAUGAGCCGCGCACAGUGGGAAACGCAUUGAUGAAAAAUGCAGCAAUAACAAGAUGUGUGACAAAAUUCUUGUCCGUGGAACAUUGCCCAUUAAAUUAUGCUCUGUCGAUGUGCGGACCGUAAUGCUGUAGUUUUAAAAACGAAGGUCGUUUGUUCCGUUUGCACCCAGCAAAGCCCAGCCUAGCCUGCACAGAGAAAAAAGUCAUGUGCCUAUAGUGCAUUUCCAAACCGGUGGGCCGCCGUGAUCCACUGUGCGCCGUUCGUGCCGUCGUCGCUGAUGACGUCAUCUUCGACGGUAUCCGAACGUACCGACAAAACUGCUUGCAGCGCUGCUAGCUCGAGGUCUUCCCGGUCGAAUCGGUUUCGUUCAGUACGGGCGUGUGCGUGCCAGCUCAAAGGUGACGGUGUCGAUACGUUUCGGAUGUGCGAUCUACUCCGUGUGCGGUUUCAGCAGCAAAACCAGCCGCCGCCAUUAUACAUCGCAGUGGUGGGUCUCGCGCGAUACGAAAACCGCCGCCCGUUGUGUAUUUCGAGUGUGUGAUUCUAAGUUUCCUGUUGAUGGUGUUAAUGGGUUAAGCGCAACAGUAAGAAAACGUCAACAGCAAACAUCUUAGUGUGUCACGUUCGGUAAUGAUGCUGGAGCGUGCAAGAAAAUGAUAAACGAAAUGCAACAAAUGUGUACCGUAGCGUAAAUGUGCAUUAUCGAGCAAAGGUACGGUACAUUUUCAUGCUGCAGGUGUUGGAAAUAGACAGGAAAGUGCAAGUGUCGCGUGAAAAUAAAUCUUUGCCCCGGUCCGUGCGUGCAUUGUCACCUAGUGUUGUGUGUUUGUUGGGAAAUCGUGUCUGUGUGUGUGUGUUUGUGUGUGACGUCAACGACACGUUCGUCAGAGCAUAUGUCACCGUUGCACGGCUGCCUGCCUGCAGUAACAAAAUAAAUAAGGAAUAUUAAUUACCGUGCAAUCGUCAUCACCACCGCCGUUUGCAACUACCUGAACGUUGUUGCGGUGUAUGUGCGUAAAAAGGUGCGUGUGGUGUGCAUGGUGUUCCGCACCGGAAAAAGCUAGAACGAGUGUAUACACGAACCAGAUAAGCAAUCAUCAUCAUCAUCAGCGUCAGCAGCAGUAACACAUUACCACAUUGGCUUCGUUUGGUUGAAAAGCGUACGUCGAAACGUGCGGCACGAUGUCAUCCGAUAAGGUGCCGCCGAUAUCACCAUCGAAAAGUCGCAGACAACUGCGCGAACGUAAACAGCGAAAGCUAUAUUCGGAAGAGUUCACAUUCGGCGACGAUGAUUACGAAGGUGGGAGAGGAUUCAGCGUGGCGGAAAAGCUGGAAUCACCCCGAUUCGCUCAGUCCGGCAUGGUGCGCGAAAUGAAAGGCGAAAAUCUAACCGUCGGAUUUUUGCAACAGAAUGGCUUCAACAUUCCGCUGCUGUUCAAGGAGAAAACCGGCCUUGGGCUGCAGGUGCCGACGGCCAAUUUCUCCAUCAGCGACGUCCGGAUGUGUGUCGGGUCGCGCCGCCUGCUGGACGUGAUGGACGUCAACACGCAGAAGAACGUCGAGAUGACGAUGAAGGAAUGGGAAAAGUAUUACGAGGAUCCGGAAAAGACCAAGCUGCUGAACGUGAUUUCGCUCGAGUUUUCCCACACCAAGCUGGAGAACUACGUGCAGAGUCCGGCGAUCGUGCGCCAGAUCGACUGGGUGGACGUGGUGUGGCCAAAGCAGCUGAAGGAAUCGCAGGUCGAAUCGACCAACCUGCUGAACGACAUGAUGUACCCGAAGGUGCAGAAGUACUGCCUGAUGUCGGUCAAAAACUGCUACACGGACUUUCACGUCGAUUUCGGCGGCACCUCGGUGUGGUAUCACAUACUGCGCGGUAGCAAAGUGUUCUGGCUGAUACCGCCCACCGAGAAGAAUCUGCAGCUGUACGAAAAAUGGGUACUGUCCGGCAAACAGUCGGACGUGUUCUUUGGCGAUACGGUGGAAAAGUGUGCCCGCGUUUACCUCACGGCCGGUAACACGUUCUUCAUCCCGACCGGGUGGAUCCAUGCCGUGUACACACCGACGGAUUCGCUCGUCUUUGGCGGCAACUUUCUGCAUUCGUUCGGCAUCGUGAAGCAGCUGAAGAUAACGCAGGUGGAGGAUAAUACGAAGGUGCCGCAAAAGUUUCGGUACCCAUUCUUCACCGAAAUGCUGUGGUACGUGCUGGCGAAGUAUGUGUACACGCUGCUCGGCCACUCACAUCUCGAGGGUGAAGCGGGCCGGGAGCACGAGCUGGAGGGGAAGCCGCACGUGCAUCUCACGCACUACGAGCUGUUCGGGCUGAAAGACAUCGUGAUGUACCUGUACGAUCUGCCGGCACAGAAGAAGAAUGUGCCGGAGCUGAUAAGGGAUCCGGUGGCGCUCAUUAAGGACGUGCGGACGCUGGUCGAGCGACACUGCCGGGACGUACCGGAGCUGGCCGUUACCGGUGUGCCGGUGCUGCAUCCGGACCUGAACGUAAGCAACAAUGCGUACAUCCGCGAGCAUUACGAGUAUUAUUCGGGCGAUGGCUGUGGAAACCGGACGACCGAUAAUGAAGGGUCGGGCGGUAAUCACGCUCGAGGUGCAGCUGACGAGCAGCGCGAGGAUGACGACGACGAUAUGGAAAACCGACGGCGAAGGAUUAAGCAGGAGAUCAAAAAGGAACACGAUGACGAUGGCGAAAGUUUAACUGUCCAGCAGCAGCAGGAGCAGCAGCAGCAACAAAAUCAUUCCCAGCCGCAUCACAAUCAUCAUAAUACAGUACAGCGUAAGGAAGUGUCGUCGGAGGCGGCGGCAGACAGCGAACGGAACGCGGUAUCGCCCCUCGGUUCCUCCCGUUCGCCGAUCGGCAGCUCGAAUGGGGGUACUACGAUGGGUCCCCCAGCACGGUAUACUAACAAUCACCAUGGUGGCGGCCAUAAUGGUGACGAUCGGAACUUUGUCUCGCCACAACCGACCAGCGGUAACCGGUUACCGUCGAGUGGGGCUAGUGGUGGUGGUGGUGGUGUCGGUCGUGGUCCGUACAAGAAGCACAGUACCGGUGGGAGCAACAGUGGGGGCCAUUUCGACAAGCGCGAUAGUGGUGGGAACGGACCGCGCAGGCGCCGGACACGAUGCAAAAAUUGCGAAGCCUGCCAGCGGUCCGAUUGCGGGGAGUGUAGUUUCUGUCUCGACAUGGUAAAGUUUGGCGGCCCCGGUCGGGCUAAGCAGACGUGCAUGAUGCGCCAGUGUCUGCAGCCGAUGCUGCCAGUGACGGCCCAGUGCAUACACUGCAAUCUGGACGGUUGGCGUCAGGCACCGAUUACGGCACCGGCGCAGGCCAAGCUGCAAGCGCAACUGCAGGAAGGACCGUCCGCCCUGAUGGAGUGUUCGGUGUGCUACGAAAUAUCGCAUCCGGACUGUGCGCAGCGUGCAGCACCGGAGGCACACGGUAUCGUGAACGAUGAUCUGCCCAACAGCUGGGAAUGUCCGACGUGCUGCAAAAUGGGCAAAAAUACGGAUUAUCGGCCUCGACACUUCCGAGCGCGACAAAAAUCGUCCGAAAUACGGCGCAUGUCGGUGAGCAGCGACGCAUCCUCGGCACACAACACCGAGUAUGGACGGAUAGGUGGUGGUGGUGGCGGCGGCGGUCAUGGUGGUGCGGAGGGAACGAUUGCAGGUGGGGAUGGUAUGAUGUCUGGUUCCAAUGUGUCCGCACCGAGAGCGCCCCGGUUUCAGGACGAUAUGCUGUACGAUUUUGCCGUUUCCGGCAGUGCGGUCAUUGUCGGCAGCAAAGGUGGCAACAUUCUGUUCGAACGCAAGCCCAAGAUAAAGGAUGAGGACAUUUCGAGCGGGUCCGAAAAUGAUGCUGCUUCCGGUGUGGGGAAGCAAAUGCAUCUGCACACGCUUAAUGCGUCCAAUGCGGCGGUCGCCGGCACGAUGGGAACGGUGAAGGUUAAGGAGGAACCGCUGGAUCAUCACCACCAUCAUCACGAGUAUUCCGCAAAUCAUCAUGCAACGAGUGUAAUAAAGGAUGGCCGUGAGAUUGCAGCGUCCGCCGUCGGUGGCGGUGUUCCGGUGAAGCGAAGAAAGAGCGAAGAAGGUGGCGGUGGUGCCAUUAAUGUAAAUCACGCUGGCAGUAAUCACGGCGGUGCCGGACCACCGGACGGUAACGGUACGGGACAUGACGGGAAGAACGCCACGAACCACGGUUCACUUCCGAGGAAAAAGUCCUCCCAACGGAUGCAGCUGGCUAAUCAGAUCCACAACACGUCAACCAAAUCGAUGAAGAAGCCACUGUACCCGAUACGCCCAGCAUCGUCGGUCACGCAUACACCGACGAUCCCGGUGGCUGGUAAUUACGCGCUCGAUGCUACCUGUCUGUUGGCCGUGUUUCGAUACCUGCCGCCGGAGACGCUGGCAACGUGCACGAUGGUGUGCAAGACCUGGUCCAACCUAGCGGUCGAUCCGUCGCUCUGGAAGCGUAUGAACUGUGCCGAGUACAAGCUGUCGCCGAACCUGCUGUCGGCGAUCGUGCGCCGCCAGCCAGAACACUUGAUAAUGGAUUGGAUAGGGCUUGGCAAGCGGCAGGUGACGUGGCUGAUAUCGCGCAUUCCCGGCCUCAAGAAUCUCUCGCUCCAGGGCACACACAUACAGGCCGUACUGGGGCUGCACACCUGCAUGUGUCCCCCGUUGCAGGUGCUCGAUCUGAGUUUUAUCGCGGGGUUGAAUGAUUUCGCGAUCCGCGAGAUACUGUCGCCACCAAAGGAUUCGCGGCCCGGGCUGGCCGAUUCCAAGUCGCGGCUGCGGAACCUUAAAAUGUUAAAGGUGGCCGGUGCGGAUAUCUCCGACGUGGCACUGCGCUACAUUACCCAAGGUUUGCCGAACCUUACGCACCUCGAUCUGAGCUCGUGCCAGCGCAUCACUGAUGCAGCGAUCGCACAGAUCGGUACAUCGCCGGCGGCCAUUAAAACGUUGAUCGAGCUGGACCUGAGCUGCUGCAAGCUGAUAACGGAGCUGUCGCUCGAUCACCUCGCCAAGUGUGACGCACUCACGCGGCUUGAUCUCAGCCAUGUGCCGCAGGUAUCGACGCAAUCGAUGAUAAAAUUUGCAUCCACCUCCAAGAACGAUCUACAGCUGCACGAUAUUAAGCUGGUGGAUAAGCGGAAAACUCCUUCCCAGCAGCAGCAGCAGCAGUCGUCGCACGAGGCACAGUGAUAAGGUAAAACGUAGCAACAACCCUUUUUAGGCAGGUACAGUGAUUGGGUGUAUAGUAGCCAUCGUUUCUUUGCGUUUCCAUGGUGAGAAAGCUUCUUGGUAUCCAAGGAGACCCAUUGAGAGCGUUCAGAUGGACCGUGGAUCUCUCUCCUGCUGUCUCUUGAAAGGGGAAGGGGUACAGUUAUUUGUAAACAGUUCGAAAUGAAACCAAAGAUUAUUUUUAAGUUUCCAACCCCUCUUGAAAGACGUGAUGAGCAACACCACACAAGAGUGCGUGCCACAUGCGCAUCCAGGUGUAAAUAGUUGUGAGUGGCGUACGUGCAAACAUCAAGCGUGGUAUAUCGCGUUUGUUUUAUUUGUUAACAAUUCCUUGCUAUUGUACGGAACUCCUCGCCCUUGACGAGUCCAAUCAGCUACUUUGAAGGGAAUGACAGGCUAAGGAUUAUAGAACGAUAAAGCAUUAGGAACUCUCAUUAGGGAGGCAGGGCGAAAAACAUGCCGUGGUCAUGCACGUACUUAGACGUGAUGCAGACUCCAGACAGAAGAGGUUAGGAACGGAUAGGCAGUGGUAAGCGCUCCUGCGUGAAGCGUUGCGUGAUCUGAAAAUGUAUGGAUUUCAGAAAACCCAACGCAUAAUUCAGGAGCGCUAGGACUGCUAGCUUACUGGGUAGAGUAAAACAGAACACAGUGGCAUCAUCAGUAGUCAGUACGUUAACCUAGUAUAUGACUGUAUUUUUUUAGCAAAUUUGCUUCGUCCUUUUUUUACAAAUCAAAGUAAAUUAAUAUUGCUGGGGAGGCCGUAGUGCUUCUUCUAUUGCAUUUUUAAGUUUUAGUCGAUAUUGGUCGAUUCUUCCUUCUUUACACCAUGCAUCUUUCUGCGAUCUGUAGUGUGCAAUUACAAUGCAAUAAUGCGAGAGUGCUUAAGGAAUUAUCGAAUACUAAAGAUUGGUGUGAGCGAGUAUAUGUUUGCUAUUAAUUAGGCAGAAGAGUGGCAGAUGAGAAGGGUCACCUCUUAGGCGCAAAAUUAGCUAUUGCAUUCCCUCCAAUUCCCACUGACUGUAGGUGCAAACGUCUUCUGAAAGAGCAUAUUGGCUCGUGUGUAGUAUGGUAGAGAAAAUUCGUCUGUUUGUUUGUUUUCCGUCGGCAGAAGUAACACCAGCGCACAAUUCUGUAUGUAUGAAAGAUUGAUAGUAUCUUCUUUGACUUAAUUUGCCAUUUCACGCGACGAUCCUAAAUCUGUAGGAUAGUAGUGCUGUGAGACAAGUGAGACACGUGUGUAUGUAAAUACAACCGAAGUGAAGUGUAGCUUAACAGAUUCCCCGCGGAUUAAGAAGCAAGCAUACAUGUGUAGAGAAGAGUAUUUUCAAAGCACACACACACACACAUAGUAUAGUUAAAAUUGGCUCAAAUCUAAAACACCAAGAAAAGGCAAAAAUGGUCAUAAACGUGUAGUGCAUGCACAAUUGCAGUAUGGUGUAUAAAUGUGUAUUUGACAAAAGAAAAUCCUGUUUCGCGGGCAUUCCCCUGCGUUGCUUAGAUAAGUGAAGGAACUAGAAGGAACAGUGAAACCCCUUUAGAAAUAAGCGAAAUAAGCCGGAUAUUAGAGUAUAGCAUUAAAAAGCAUCCUUCUGCAAACCUGCAUAAACCCUAUACAAGUUCCACAUUACAUGCGGUCGAUGCCCCCCCUACCCCCGGUGAGAACAUUUACCUUAAGUGUACAGCCACACAAAGGUUUACGAUAAUAGACGGUCAUUUGUAAAUAAAACCUUGCAACAAUGGUGAAGAAAAUACGAGUACCCUGA